This is a messenger RNA of Cynoglossus semilaevis (tongue sole), 1087 nucleotides long. It is a transcript of the gene nbl1, whose product is annotated as NBL1, DAN family BMP antagonist. Gene Ontology annotation, biological process: animal organ morphogenesis. The record is from RefSeq and is a predicted model, not a curated record. The transcript is spliced from 4 exons. Gene Ontology annotation, molecular function: receptor ligand activity; BMP binding. The coding region runs from base 143 to 709 and encodes 188 amino acids. NCBI's taxonomy places the organism in Eukaryota, Metazoa, Chordata, Actinopteri, Pleuronectiformes, Cynoglossidae.
UAUGACGACCAGCCGCACGCAUUCCAGAGGUCCAGCCCUGUUCUCUGCUCCAAGGAACCCAGGUCCAGGCUCGCAUCGCGCGGACGUUGCGCAGUGAUCGACCGGCUGUGUUCUCCGAGGCUCAGUGCGCACUGGUGCAGUCAUGUGGCAGAGGAUCCACAUUUGCUGCGCACUCUUUGCACUGUAUUCAGCAGCGCCGCUCGCUCACAUCAACCGCCUGGCGCUGUUCCCCGACAAGAGCGCCUGGUGCGAGGCCAAGAACAUCACACAGAUAGUGGGACACGCAGGAUGUCAGCCUCGCUCUAUUCAAAACAGGGCCUGUCUGGGCCAGUGCUUCAGCUACAGCGUCCCAAACACGUUCCCACAGUCCACGGAGUCUCUGGUGCACUGUGACUCCUGCAUGCCUGCCCAGACGCAGUGGGAAGUGGUGACCCUGGACUGUCCUGGCAACGAGGAGGCGCCCCGUGUGGACAAACUGGUGGAGAGGAUCUUCCACUGCAGUUGUCAGUCCUGCAGUAAGGAUGGUGGCCAGGAGGGGGCGGUGAUGCAGCUCUAUUCAGCAGACAACGGCCUGGACGCCUCCUCUCUAUUGGACAGCGCGGGCGGAGCUCAGUCUCACCCACAGCUUCACUCAGACAUACACGCCAACAAGCACGCGCACACGCACACAGACCAUCACACACUGCCACACACAUCCGCCGGCGGGUGACGGGGUCCGGUGGUUCCCCCCCUCUUUCCUCCCCCCCUCACACACACAAACACUCCAUCAUGUGUUCCGGUCUGUUGUUUAUUAUUAAGGCACUUUGAAAACGUCACACACUCCCGUACCUGUGCGCGUGCACGCAGCCACACACACACAACAGUCAUGCUGUCAGAUCUCACACAAACACACACACUAUUGUAUAUACAUUCACACAAACACACCAGCUCGUGCAGUUUCCUGUUUAGCUGAAUGAACACACGCAACGUUUGCGUGAAUUUGUGCGUCAUUUUAAUCCGUCGUACUUUCAUAAUCCUCGCUUUUUACUGCAAAUAAACUGUUGUUUUGAUAAUAAAAAAAAUCAUUUUCUGGUGUGGAUUUUAAACA